Messenger RNA from Schizosaccharomyces osmophilus, 1554 nucleotides. RefSeq names its product cyclophilin family peptidyl-prolyl cis-trans isomerase Cyp8 (gene cyp8). The coding region runs from base 1 to 1554 and encodes 517 amino acids. Gene Ontology annotation, biological process: protein folding; protein polyubiquitination; protein peptidyl-prolyl isomerization. The record is from RefSeq and is a predicted model, not a curated record. Gene Ontology annotation, cellular component: catalytic step 2 spliceosome. Gene Ontology annotation, molecular function: ubiquitin-ubiquitin ligase activity; peptidyl-prolyl cis-trans isomerase activity. Lineage: Eukaryota; Fungi; Ascomycota; Schizosaccharomycetes; Schizosaccharomycetales; Schizosaccharomycetaceae. The transcript is spliced from 3 exons.
AUGGGAAAAAAUACCGACAAAUUGUAUGUGACUCAAACCGAACAUUCUGGUGUCCAUGGAUGGCAUGGCGGGAUGAGUGGUAUUACAGGGAAGCAGCCGAAAGGGACGUUUCGUCAGCUUCCUUUCAACUAUUGUUCUCUUUCGUUGCAGCCAUUCACACACCCUUGUUGUUUGGUAGAUUCCACCAACCAUGCUAUCAUAUUUGAUUUCAAAUUUAUUGUUCCAUGGCUUCGGAAACACAAAACCAAUCCAGUAACUGGCGAGAAAGCAGCAUUGUCCGAUCUUAUUAAAUUGAACUUUUCAAAGAAUGCGGUGGGAGAAUACUGUGAUCCAGUAACUUUGAAGGGAUUCACCGAAUUUUCUCAUAUUAUAGCCAUCAAGACAACGGGGAAUUGUUUUUCCUGGGAUACUUUGGAAGGGUUGAAUAUAAAAACCAAAAACUGGAAUGACCUAGUUAGCGAAAAACCAUUUACUCGUUCGGACAUAAUCACAAUCCAAGAUCCCCAUAAUGUUGAGAAGCGAGAUUUUUCGGCUUUACAAACACAAAAGGAGAUGUCUAGAGAGGAAAAAAUCCAAAAGGCACGCCUUGCGAUCGAAAAGUCAAGAAAAGAAAGCGUUUUGCCGUCUUCCAAGCAAUUGGCGCACCCAAGUAGUACAGAAACAGCACAUUCUGGGCUUCCUGUAUAUCGUGCUGCACAUACAACAGGUCUUGCUUCAGCAUCCCUUACAUCCACCUCAUUUUCCCCGGUUACAAAAAAUGAAAAAGCAAUAAUUCCUCAGGAAGACUACAUGCUUAACCAUGUUCGGAUAAAACACAAAGGCUACGCUCGAAUGAUAACAAAUUUCGGGGAAAUUAACCUGGAACUCCAUACCGAUUAUGCUCCGCAUGCCGUUUACAAUUUUAUCCAACUAUCUAAGAAAGGCUAUUACCGUAAUACCAUGUUCCAUAGAAGCAUUCCUCGAUUUAUGAUACAAGCUGGCGAUCCAACGGGAACCGGAAAAGGAGGCGAAAGCUGCUGGGGAAAACCAUUUCGGGAUGAAUUUGGUAAUCCUCUGCAUCAUGAUCAGCGUGGAAUUCUUUCGAUGGCUAAUCGAGGAAAAAACACCAAUGGCAGUCAAUUCUUUCUUUUAUUCAAUGCUGCCAAACACUUGGAUAGUAAACAUACUAUCUUCGGACAUAUUGUUGGAGGGAUGGCAGUACUUGAUGCAUUAGAAAAGGUUCCAACAAAUGAUUACGAUCACCCAAAGGUCCCUAUUCGACUAGAAGAUAUUGUUGUAUUUGUAGAUCCCUUUGAAGAAUGGGAAAAGGAAGAGCAAGAGAAACUAAAAAAGGAAAAAGAGUCCUUGGAGUCAAACGAAUCCGAGGCUGAUCAUGUCUCAUGGACUGGAAGAGACCUGGCACGUCCAUCCUCUGGUACACCCGCGACCCCAGCCGUUGGUAAGUAUUUAAAUAGUGAUACAAAGCGCCCUUCAAUUGGAGUAUCUAUGGAUGCAUUAUCUCAACCGAAAAAGAAGAAGACACGAACGGGUUUUGGAAAUUUUGAUGCAUGGUAG